ACCCAGUUAUUAUUUGAUUUAUGUGGACUUGCAGCUGCCCUUGCUUCGACCCCAGAAGAGGCUGUGUGGGAAGUUUGUGUCUCAGAGCUGUAGCAUUGCUCUGCGGAGUGUCUGGAGCCUGGUGUGUGCACAGAAACUGAUAAAUAGGGAAAAGGCCCAGUUUGCUCCAGCUGGACUCAGAGCUACGAUCAGUGCUACAGCCCAGCGGACUCAACUCUGGAAGCAAGAAACUCUCUGGAACUACCGUUGCCUUCUUAAAAGUCUAUCACAUAGCAAAGUGAAUGAAACACUGCAGUUGGGAGGAGAAUAUGGCAAAUACAUUUGUCACUGUACCGGAUGGGUAUUGUCUUCCUGAGCCCAUACAGUAUUAUGAUGUUUUACCAGAGCACAUCAACUAUCAGCUACAAGACACUGAUUUUCAGACUGCCCCGUACUGCCAAUACUCGGCUGUUCAAAUUCCUCCUCCAGUAUUACAGUCACAACCUUCUCAGUCCCAGUACAGCACAUACAGCCUGGAUGCUCAGUACAGCGACGGGCAGUGUAUCAUCAGCAGCUGUGAAUUAAGCAAACCCCCGUUCAUGUCUCCCCACAUUGAUGACGGUGGAUACCAAGGACUAAAACGGCCAAGAUUAAACCACUCUUCUUUGAGGCUGAAGGGACAGGAGGAGCUGUGUGUAGUGUGCGGUGACAAGGCCUCAGGUUAUCACUACAACGCACUUACCUGCGAAGGCUGUAAAGGCUUCUUUCGACGUAGCAUAACAAAAAAUGCAGUAUAUCGAUGCAAGAACGGUGGCCAUUGCGAAAUGGACAUGUACAUGCGAAGGAAGUGUCAGGAAUGUCGCUUGAAGAAGUGUAAAGCUGUGGGAAUGCUAGCAGAAUGUUUGCUGACUGAAGUACAGUGCAAGUCAAAACGACUCAGGAAGAAUUUCAAACAGAAGAGCAGUUUUGUUUGCAACGUAAAAUUGGAAGAUGAGGGACUGAAUAGUAAGCACGUAUCAUCUACAACGAGAUCUGGAAAAAUCCCAGAGAAGAUGGAACUUACUCCAGGGGAACAUCAGCUUCUUGACCACAUUGUAGCAGCACACCAAAAAUACACAAUUCCUCUUGAGGAAGCAAAGAAGUUUCUACAAGAAACUGCAAGUCCUGAGGAAAGUUUUCUCCGUCUCUCUGAGACAGCAGUGGUCCAUGUACAAGUGUUAGUGGAUUUCACAAAAAGACUUCCAGGAUUUGAAAGUUUAGCUAGUGAAGAUCAGAUUGCCCUGCUAAAAGGGUCAACAGUCGAGGCAAUGUUUUUGCGUUCAGCCCAAAUAUAUAACCAAAGAAUCAGUGAAUGCCAACCAUCAACAAGUGAAAGUCAUGUAAGACUUUCAGAUCAUGGGACAUAUUGUCAUGUUCAAAACCCUGAUAAAACCCACAUUUAUUCCAUGGAAAUGUCUCACAAUGAAGAGAGUCCAACUUCCACUACGACCACAGGUAUAACCGAGGAGUUUAUUACCGCACUGUUUUACUUCUACAGAAGCAUGGGGGAGCUGAAAGUGACUGAGACCGAAUACGCCCUGCUUGUAGCAACAACUGUGUUUUUUUCAGACCGCCCGCUCCUGAGGAACAAGCGGCACGUAGAAGAGCUGCAGGAGCCGCUGCUGGGUAUCCUCUACAAGUACUCGAAGAUCCACCACCCCGAGGACCCACAGCAUUUCGCCCGCCUUAUCGGGCGCCUCACGGAACUGCGCACCCUCAACCACACCCACGCGGAGGUGCUGGUGACAUGGAGAACAAAGGACCCCAGGCUGACCUCCCUGCUCUGCGAGAUCUGGGAUCUGCACUAAGCGACGCCGACCGUUGGCGGCGAUGCGGAGCCGCAGCAGAACCGCGAUCGCCUCAAGUACCGCUGCUGCGCCCAGCGCGCGCCGCGCCCGCCGCCCCCCUUCCCGCCUCGAUCGCGCGCUUCUGCUUCCCGCCUUUUUGUCCUCCCUCAGCAGCCGGCGAGUUCGGGGCGUUAGCGUGCCCCGUCAUGAGGUGCUGGCUCUGAGACCCGCCCUUUUCUCCGAGGCCAUGGAAAAAGAAAAGCCGUUUAAAUUGUUCGUGCCGCCGCGCCUGAGCGGUGGUCAGGUGUCUGCAGUCAAACCUCAGACGAGCGCUCGGGCAACGGGGCUGUGUCAGGUAAAUGGUCCUGCCGCCUGCCUUGCGUUAUGUUGCUCUGGAGGCGACGGCUAACGAGGGGGCGGCGGGGCGAGAGGGGUGACAGGGCGCAGGGGCCCUUCCAAGGGGACACGGGGGGGGGGGGGGGAACGAUUCUCCCGGGCAGUCCCCAAGCAAAGUCCUGAACCUCCGUCCUGGGAAGCACAUGUGUAGAUACGCGUGAAAGCGUGUGCGCUGAACUAAUUUUUCUGCAAACUAUUAAAGAUUGGUGCUGGAGGGGAACAUCUUAAGUUUUAAUUUCAAAUACUUCUACUGUUUUCUAUCAAAACUGAAGAGAAUCAUCUUCUCCAGCAUCUGCUAUGUAUUUGAACUGUACACUGCCAAUGAUAAAUGCAUGUUUGAUGUGGGUAAUUCAGAACAGUAAGUGGAAAGUACACCACUCAGAUACCCUUACUGGGUUUGAUUUAUUGGUCCCACCAGAUCAAGUGUGCAGUGAAAAUGUUCUGUUGCUACGCUCCAAAUUAUGUGGAUUCAACAAGGUAUUUUUUCAUGUUGAGGCUCCUUAUGAAAUAUGUUUAGAUUACAAAUUUCUAUGACUUCUAAAACACUUUGUGAAGCAAAAUCUUUGUGCUAAAACAUAAUAGAUUGUGUUUUAGGAGUACUCUUGGGAAUAAAGCAAAAAAUAAGUAACAAA
Molecule: messenger RNA, 2833 nt
Organism: Grus americana (Whooping crane)
Lineage: Eukaryota; Metazoa; Chordata; Aves; Gruiformes; Gruidae
Product: bile acid receptor-like
Exons: 11
Coding region: 282-1826 (514 amino acids)
Biological process (GO): lipid metabolic process; negative regulation of inflammatory response; cell differentiation
Molecular function (GO): nuclear receptor activity; zinc ion binding; RNA polymerase II cis-regulatory region sequence-specific DNA binding
Source: RefSeq, a predicted model, not a curated record